Messenger RNA from Ilex paraguariensis (yerba mate), 1501 nucleotides. Lineage: Eukaryota; Viridiplantae; Streptophyta; Magnoliopsida; Aquifoliales; Aquifoliaceae. The record is from the annotation of a GenBank genome assembly.
AUGUCUCUUUCCGUCAUUGAUCUUUCUUGGAAUAAUCUCGUUUCUUCCUCAAUAUAUCAUUGGUUGUUUAACUUAAAUGCAAGCCUCGUUAGCAUUGACAUUUCCUAUAACGUUCUGCAAGGUCCCAUUCCUGAUGCUUUUGGGAACAUGCUUUCCCUCAAAGAUCUCUAUCUCAAUGACAAUUCUCUGGAUGGUGGGAUUCCAAAAUCUUUUGGGAAUUUAAGUUGCAUACACUCGUUAUAUUUAUCUAUCAACCAUUUAAAUGAACAACUCUCCCAGAUUCUUCAGAAUUUGACUGGUGCUGCACAGAAUUCAUUAGAGAUCUUGAACCUGAAUCAGAACCAAAUUAGUGGUUCAUUGCCUGAUUUUACUAAAUUUUCGUCCUUGAAGGAAUUGUACCUUGGUCGUAAUACAUUGAAUAGGUCUUUUCCUCUAAGUUUUGGACAGAUUUCCAAUCUAAUUUUUCUACAUGUGUUUUCUAAUCAGAUUUCUGGGCCAUUGCCAGAUAUGUCAAUAUUUCAUUUGUUGAAAGAGUUAUAUCUUUCCAACAAUCGGUUACAGGGGAUGCUACCCAAAAGUAUCGGGCAACUUUCUAAGCUUGAAAUUUUAGGUGUCUCUUCAAACUCAUUAGAAGACUCGGUAAUUGUAGUAUGGGGCCUCAUUUCCCAAAAAUGGCUUCGAACACAGAACAAUUUUUCUGAGCUUGAUAUCUCCUAUGUUGGAAUUUCAGAUACAAUACCUGAUUGGUUUUGGGAUCUCUCCCCCAGGUUACAUUUCUUGAAUCUCUCUUACAAUCAGAUUAGUGGUAUUGUCCCCGAUUUAUCCUUGAAGCUUGUUGAUUUUCCUGGAAUAGAUCUGAGCUCUAAUUGUUUUAAUGGUCUAAUACCAUCACUUCCCCCUAAGGCGACGUUAGUGUAUCUCUGCAAAAACAUGUUUUCAGGAUCAAUUUCCCAUUUUUGUGCCAACAACAAAUUUGUAGGGGAAUUGCCUUCGUCUUUACAAAAUUGUACAAAGUUGAGUGUUAUUAAUUUGGGUGAAAAUAAGUUUGCAGGAGAAAUACCAGCAUGGAUAGGGACACACCUAACAAACUUGAUCAUUCUUAGUCUUCGUCAGAAUGAGUUCUAUGGAAGCAUACCGCCAAGAAUCUGUCAUCUUGACCAUAUUCAAAUCCUCGACCUUUCUCGAAACAAUAUAUCGGGAAAUAUACCAAGGUGCUUAAACAAUUUUACUUCUUUGGUUAAAAGGAAUAGUUCAAGUGAAACCAUUAAGAUUGAACUCGUAUCUUACAGUGGGUCCGGCUACUAGGUCUAUCUUGGGGGCAACUACAUGGAUAAUGAAUUGGUUCAAUGGAAAGAAUAAGAGUGGGAAUACCAAAAGAAUUUGGGACGACUUAAAACUAUUGAUCUUUCUAGCAAUAAAUUAGUUGGGUUGAUUCCUCAAAACAUUUCAAGUCUUAAGGAAUUACUUUCCUUGAACAUAUCGAGAAACCAUUUGACAGGAA